Umbelopsis ramanniana AG is the source of this 1026-nucleotide messenger RNA. RefSeq lists its product as uncharacterized. The record is from RefSeq and is a predicted model, not a curated record. Gene Ontology annotation, cellular component: cytoplasm. NCBI's taxonomy places the organism in Eukaryota, Fungi, Mucoromycota, Umbelopsidomycetes, Umbelopsidales, Umbelopsidaceae. Bases 86 to 847 code for a protein of 253 amino acids. Gene Ontology annotation, biological process: L-tryptophan biosynthetic process; L-histidine biosynthetic process. The transcript has 10 exons. Gene Ontology annotation, molecular function: 1-(5-phosphoribosyl)-5-[(5-phosphoribosylamino)methylideneamino]imidazole-4-carboxamide isomerase activity.
GGCGAAAAUUGAGAACCCGAUCGAUCGAUUUUGAUGCUGUGAGAUUUUUAUCGGCCGGUGUGUUGGAAGACUAGUUCAGGCAAUCAUGACGCGAUUCAACGCUUGUAUAGAUUUACACAACGGCCAAGUCAAGCAGAUCGUUGGUGGAUCCUUGACAGAUACCGAUCCAGAUUCACUGCGUACUAAUUUUGUGUCAAAAGAAUCCCCCGCAUACUACGGGCAACUGUACAAGAAGCACAAUAUAACCAGAGCACAUGUGAUAAAGCUCGGACCUAACAACGAUGCUGCUGCAAUAGAAGCACUUGCUUCAUGGCCAGGCGGUUUACAGGUCGGAGGAGGAAUCUCUGUAGAGAAUGCGCAGGAAUGGAUUGAUUUGGGUGCAAAUAAGGUCAUCAUUACCAGUUAUCUCUUCCCCGAUGCUAAAUUUUCACUGGACCGCUUGAAGCGAUUAUCUGAAACUGUUGGAAAAGAAAAACUUGUGGUCGAUGUGAGACGGAAGGAUAACAAGUGGAUAGUGGCCAUGAACAAGUGGCAAACUAUGACAGACAUGGAAGUGAACAAAGAAACAUUGGAUAUGCUAUCACAAUAUUGCAGUGAAUUUCUAGUACACGCUGCCGAUGUGGAGGGUUUGUGCAAAGGGAUAGACCAAGAGCUUGUUCGCAAGCUGGGUGAAUGGGUCACGAUUCCAACAACCUAUGCAGGUGGGGGUAACAACAUCAGCGAUCUUGAAUUAGUUGAUCGUUUGAGCAACGGCAAAGUAGACCUUACAUUCGGAAGUGCUUUAGACAUUUUCGGUGGCUCCAGUGUCAAGUUUGAUGACUGCGUAGAGUGGAAUUCUAAGCAUUAACGAGAACUGACAAAAUGUUCACCCCAUGCUAUUAUUCAUCAGUUCGGACUUUGCAGUUAUAUCUUCGACGCAUUGUCGUUCAAAUGAACGCGUUAUAGACAACCCCCCCCCUUACCAUCUGGCCCAUCCAGCCUACUCCAUAUUCUUCGCUACCAGAGUGGAAUACAGUUUUCAAUCAU